This is a messenger RNA of Phytophthora sojae, 1044 nucleotides long. RefSeq lists its product as hypothetical. Bases 1 to 1044 code for a protein of 347 amino acids. NCBI's taxonomy places the organism in Eukaryota, Oomycota, Peronosporomycetes, Peronosporales, Peronosporaceae. Gene Ontology annotation, molecular function: pectinesterase activity. Gene Ontology annotation, biological process: cell wall modification. The transcript has a single exon. The record is from RefSeq and is a predicted model, not a curated record.
AUGCGCUCUUUCGCCUUGCCACUGGUGGCGUUCGCUGCUCUCGCUGCGAGUGCAUUUGCUUCCCCCGACGCUGCGUGCAGCGGCCCCAACGCCCGUACGGUGCCCCCUGCGGGAGCUCUCGUCGUCGACGCCACGGGUGCUCACCCCGGCAGCUUCCCGACCGUGUCGCAAGCUGUCGCCAAAGUGGUCAACAACACGGAGGAGCACACGAUCUUCGUGCUCCCGGGCGUGUACCACGAGCAAGUCGUGGUCCCGCCGCUCAACGGCCCGCUCGUGCUGCAGGGCUACACGUGCAACACCAUGACGUACGCUGACAACCAGGUGACCAUCACCCAGGCCAAGGCUCAGCGUGACAUCCCUGCCGAGAUCAAGGACGAGCGCAACUUCCUCACCACGACGCUGGGUCUUCGCGGCAAGAACAUCAAGGUGUACAACCUCAACAUCGCCAACACGGCCGGUCAGAUCCAGCAGAGCGGCCAGGCCGUCGCAGUCUACCUCAACGACACCAACUACGGCUUCUACGGCUGCAACAUUUCAAGUUACCAGGAUUCGCUAUGUGCACACAUGGGCCGUGAGAUCUACGCUCGUUCGUACAUCGCUGGCGCUGUGGACUUCAUCUUCGGUCUUCAGGCCAAGGCGUGGUUUGAGUCGUGCGACAUCGAGAGCGUGGGCAAGGGCUACAUCACGGCCAACGGCAACGGCAACAGCUCCAACCUGUCCGAGUACAUCUUCAACCGCGCGCGCGUGUUCGGCUCGAGCGGCAAUGGCUCGACGUACUUGGGUCGUCCGUGGCGUCCGUACUCCCGCACUGUCUUCAUGAACAGCGAGAUCAGCAACGUCGUGAACCCCAAGGGCUGGGCCCUUUGGAACGCCGUCUCCCCCACGAACAACAUCUUCUACAAGGAGUUCAACAACAGCGGCCCCGGUGCGGAUACCUCCCAGCGAGCCCCUUUCAGCGGAAAGCUGGAUGCGCCGUACCCCAUCACGAACACUCUUGGUGAGAACUACGCGUCCGAGUGGUGGGUCGACACUAAGUUCUUGUAA